Messenger RNA from Scatophagus argus, 828 nucleotides. Its product is annotated as claudin-like protein ZF-A89. Gene Ontology annotation, biological process: cell adhesion; bicellular tight junction assembly. NCBI's taxonomy places the organism in Eukaryota, Metazoa, Chordata, Actinopteri, Scatophagidae. The record is from RefSeq and is a predicted model, not a curated record. Gene Ontology annotation, molecular function: structural molecule activity. Gene Ontology annotation, cellular component: plasma membrane; bicellular tight junction. Bases 57 to 689 code for a protein of 210 amino acids. The transcript has a single exon.
AACAAAUUUCUGUAUUUCACUGUUGGUGUGUUUGGUCGGUGUGAGACAAAAAAAAAAUGGCUUCUGCAGGUCUUCAGAUCCUGGGUAUCUUUCUGGCUGCCAUUGGCUUCAUGGGAGACAUCAUCAUUUGUGCAUUGCCCAUGUGGAAAGUCUCUGCUUUCAUUGGGAACAACAUUGUGACGGCGCAGAUUUUCUGGGAGGGCCUGUGGAUGAAUUGUGUGAAGCAGAGCACUGGACAAAUGCAAUGCAAAGUCUAUGACUCCAUGCUGGCUCUUCCCCGUGACCUGCAGGCUGCCCGGGCCCUGGUUGUGAUCUCCAUUCUGGUCGUCUUCAUGGGAAUCCUGCUUGCCACCGCAGGGGGAAAGUGCACCAACUGUAUUGAAGAUGAGGCAGCCAAGAGCAAGGUGGCCAUCGCUGCCGGGGUGUUCUUCAUUGUUGGCGGCAUCCUGUGCCUGAUUCCUGUGAGUUGGUCUGCUAACGAGGUCAUCAGGAACUUCUACAACCCCAUUAUGAGCGACGCACAGAGGAGGGAGCUUGGAGCAUCGCUGUUCAUCGGUUGGGGGUCGGCUGGACUCCUGCUCAUUGGAGGGGCACUUCUCUGCUGUCAGUGUGAGCAGCGUAAGGACAGCAGAUACUCUGUCAAAUACUCUGCCCCACGCUCAGCUGCCAGCGGUGGAGCCUAUGUUUAAAAUGCCUGUAAGCAGCCUGAAAGAUGCUCUGCUGUUCUCAGUCCAGGAAACUGGACUGAACUCUCAAAAUCAUGUUUUUAUGGUCUUAACUUAUCAAGGUUUUCUACUGAUUAUUUUAAUAAAUUCCAUGUGAUCACUA